This is a messenger RNA of Metschnikowia bicuspidata var. bicuspidata NRRL YB-4993, 897 nucleotides long. It is a transcript of the gene SSO2, whose product is annotated as syntaxin. The transcript has a single exon. Gene Ontology annotation, molecular function: SNARE binding; SNAP receptor activity. The record is from RefSeq and is a predicted model, not a curated record. The coding region runs from base 1 to 897 and encodes 298 amino acids. Gene Ontology annotation, cellular component: endomembrane system; plasma membrane; SNARE complex. Gene Ontology annotation, biological process: vesicle fusion; exocytosis; intracellular protein transport. NCBI's taxonomy places the organism in Eukaryota, Fungi, Ascomycota, Pichiomycetes, Serinales, Metschnikowiaceae.
AUGAGCAACCCGUACUAUAAUGGCGGCGCCAAUGGUGCCGGCGCUAACCACAACACAAACUCGUAUGAAAUGAACGCUUUUAAAUACGAGGAGGCCGACGACUUCGUCGAGUUCAUGAACGAGAUCCAGGACAUCAACCUGCAGCUAGACAACUACUCGAACUUGGUGGACUUGAUUGCCAACAAGCAGAAAAACCAUCUUCAGGACUUGGAUUUGAACGACGACGGCGACGAGGGCGAGUACAUGUCCAAGCAAAUCGACCUGCUUGUUUUGGAGGCCUCCAGCUUGCAGAGCGACUUGAAGUCGCGCAUCAAAAACGUGCAAACCCAGGCGGCCCAGCUGAGAAACCCCCAGAAAAUCGACCAGGCCGAGACCUCGCGCAACAAGUUCUUGGACUUGAUCCAGCGCUACCGCUUGACCGAGAGCAACAACCGCGAGCAGACCAGGGUGCAGGCCGAGAGGCAGUAUCGGAUCGUGAAGCCGGACGCCACGCCCGAAGAAAUCCAGGCCGUGGUUGAGGAUGGCUCCGGCAACCAGCAGAUCUUCCAGCAGGCGUUGAUGCAGCUGAACCGCCGCGGCGAGGCCCGCACGGUGUUGAACGAGGUGCAGGUGCGCCACCGGGAGUUGUUGAAGUUGGAGAAAACCAUGGCGGAGUUGACCCAGUUGUUCCACGACAUGGAGGAGUUGGUAGUGGAGCAGGACCAGCCCAUCCAACAGAUCGAGCAGCAGAUCGACACGGCGCAGCACGACAUCGAGCAAGGUGUGGGCCACACCAACAAGGCCGUGGUGCUGGCCAAGAAGGCGCGCAAGAAGAAGAUCUGGUGCUUUUUCAUCUGUAUCAUCAUCCUCUGCAUCCUUGCGCUUAUCUUAGGUCUCUACUUCGGUUUGAGGAAGUAG